AUGGACCAACAUGCUAAUUCCACAGCAAUUACAGAAUUCUUCCUCCUUGGAUUUCCAGAUGUUCAUCGUGAAUAUUACACAGCAGUUGGAUCCCUUCUCCUCCUCCUGUAUCUCACAAUUAUAGGAGGGAACAUUUUCAUUAUUGCAUUUGUGUCCUAUGAAAAGAGCCUUCAAAAACCAUGCUACCUGAUCUUCUGCAAUCUUGCUGUGGUGGACAUUGCUUUUGGAACCAUCACAAUGCCUAAAACAAUUGCAAAAUAUUUGCUUAAAGAUGAAACAAUACCAUUUCAUGCUUGCUUUAUACAAAUGUUUUUUGUCCAUUAUUGUGGAAAUGUUACAUCUUUCAUUUUGCUAUUAAUGGCUGCUGAUCGAUUUAUUGCCAUAUGUAACCCCCUCAGAUACCCUGCACUUGUUACAAACCAUUCCACAGCAAUUGCAUGUCUACUGACCUGGGUGCUUCCAAUCCCACUGAUGACAGCUGUAGUUCUAAAGACAAUAGCUGAGCACUACUGUGACUCCAAUGUAAUAGAGCAGUGUUUUUGUGACCAUAAUUCUCUAGGUAAAAUAGCCUGUAGUGAUUUUAGGCAUGUAAAGCUAUUGACCUUUUGUAUAUUUAUGACUGUUCUGUUGUGCCCUCUUGCUUUCAUCGUGUUGUCCUAUAUAGCAAUCAUCAUAACUGUCUUAAAAAUAUCCAAUGCUCAAGCAAUGCAGAAAGCAUUCUCCACAUGUAGCCUUCAGCUCCUUAUUAUAGGCAUUUAUUAUGUGCCCCGGUGUGCCGCUUAUAUUACUGACCAAAAGGUCCAAAUGAACAUUAGUGCUCGCAUUAUGAUUUGUAUGUUAUAUAGUCAGUUUCCCCCUCUUGUCAAUCCAGUGAUAUUCUCCUUUCAAACUAAACAAAUCCGAGAUGUUUUCAUGAUGAAAUUAAGAAAGGUCAUGUCAAAUUAUUAA
Molecule: messenger RNA, 948 nt
Organism: Electrophorus electricus (electric eel)
Lineage: Eukaryota; Metazoa; Chordata; Actinopteri; Gymnotiformes; Gymnotidae
Product: olfactory receptor 2AT4-like
Biological process (GO): G protein-coupled receptor signaling pathway
Cellular component (GO): membrane
Molecular function (GO): olfactory receptor activity; G protein-coupled receptor activity
Source: RefSeq, a predicted model, not a curated record